Messenger RNA from Wasmannia auropunctata (little fire ant), 2884 nucleotides. RefSeq names its product beta-glucuronidase. Gene Ontology annotation, molecular function: beta-glucuronidase activity; carbohydrate binding. The record is from RefSeq and is a predicted model, not a curated record. Gene Ontology annotation, biological process: carbohydrate metabolic process; glucuronoside catabolic process. NCBI's taxonomy places the organism in Eukaryota, Metazoa, Arthropoda, Insecta, Hymenoptera, Formicidae. The transcript has 12 exons. Bases 547 to 2661 code for a protein of 704 amino acids.
UAGUCACGCUCGGCGAGCCCGAGGCUCAGGCUCGAAGUGUUGCACAUCGGCGGUGUCCAGUCUCCGGGUAAACGCGCGGAUUUAAACACUCGGCUGCCUCCGGCUGUGAUACAGUCGGACAGGGAAAAUUUGACGCGUAACCGAUGAUCGAUGGGCGAAUGGCGCGAGUAUACAUACGCGAGGCAAUUGAUUUCGAGUGUGUCGCGAUGUCGUGAAAGCGAUAUGGUUAAUUAUAAUAAAUGUAGAGAAAAAAAAUUUUGAUCGGACUUGAUUGGCUUUGGUGCGAGAAAAAUUUUUUUGUUUGACAUGCAAAACUGAGUACUGCAGAAUCGAGCGGAUACAAAACGUCACGUUAGUGCGAAAAUAAAUAAGAAGGAGAUAAGCAAGAAUACGAGUCAACUGAAAUUACAUAAGAAGAAGGAAGCGCGAGAAAAGUUGUGGUUUAAGAAGAAACGAAGAAACGAAAAUAAGAAGCGUCGCGAAAGAAGAAUUUCUUUUCACGUUUGAAAUAUAUAUAAUUGAAAUUUCUUGGACAGACCGAGAGAGAUGGCAGGGCUCACUUUACUUUUCGGCAAUUUCUCCUCGGACGCUGUGACCAGACUCGCGAUAGAACGCGGCGAUCGCUGCAAGGAAGGCCGCAGAGGGAUGUGGCACUUGAUCUUCUUGUUAAUCGGCAGCGCGAUGGCCGGCGAGUCCGGGCCGGAGUCGCCGCCGGAGUUCUUCGACCCGACGAUCAAAAUCGAGGUAGCUCCGCUGCCUUACGAGGAGGCAUUCCCGACUCCGCUUCCUGGUCUGCUAUAUCCCAGAGAAAGUGAAUCCCGAGAGAUAAGAUCACUUGAUGGAUUAUGGGACUUCGUCGUGUCGCCCGAAGGAGAUGCGCUAAGAGGUUACACGGAAAGAUGGUUUGCCGAUGAUUUGUCGAAGGUCGGAGAAAUGAUGAAGAUGCCGGUACCCUCGUCCUACAAUGACAUUACGACAUCGCGGAACCUCAGGGACCACGUUGGUGCCGUGUGGUACCAGAGGACUUUCUUCGUGCCCUUCUCUUGGCGGGAUCAACGUGUCUUCGUCAGAUUCAGCUCGGUCCACUAUCUCGCACAAGUGUGGGUGAACAACGCUUUGGUGACCAAUCAUGAAAUGGGCCACCUGCCUUUCGAAGCGGAGAUCUCGUCGUACGUGACCUUCGGCGGUAAGAACCGCAUUACCGUGGCCGUGGAUAACACUCUGCUGCAGACUAGCGUGCCCCAGGGCAAGAUCGUCGAGAUGAUCACCGACAACGGCACCACGCACUUGCAGACCUAUACUUUCGAUUUCUUCAACUAUGCCGGUAUACACAGGUCUGUUUUGCUGUACACCACGCCACGCAUCUACGUUGAAGAUAUUACAGUGAGAACGAGCCUGAUCGGCGAUAUGGGAAUUGUCAAGUAUAUCAUACAACCGGCUGGUUUGCGCGAAGGGGAGAUACCUGUCUGCAGGGUCACGUUGCACAACGCCGAGCACACCUUGGCUAUCAAGGAGCCCGUUUACGGCCUGUCCGGCACCCUGAAGGUCCCGCUCGCCAGACUCUGGUGGCCCAGAGGCAUGGACCCCAAGCCGGGAUACCUAUAUACUUUAGAGGUAAGACUGUCAGUGGCAAACGUCACCAAACCGGACAUCUAUCGAUUGCCGAUCGGCAUCAGGACACUCGCGUGGACCAACACGAGUCUCUUGUUGAACGAUCGACCGGUGUACAUGCGUGGUUUCGGCAGGCACGAGGACUCGGUUAUACGAGGACGUGGUUUCGACCUCGUCACCGCUGUCAGAGACCACGAGUUGCUUCAGUGGGUCGGCGCUAAUGCCUACAGGACCAGUCAUUAUCCUUACAGCGACGAGGUUCUCGACAUGGCUGACAGACUGGGUUUCCUCGUGAUCGACGAAUGCCCUUCCGUCGAUACGGAGAAUUAUUCGCCGUCGUUGCUCUCACGUCACAAGGACUCGCUGUCGGAGCUCAUCCGCAGGGACAAGAAUCGACCCUCCGUAAUCAUGUGGUCCCUGGCCAACGAACCAAGGACCCAGUUGCCCCAGGCGGAGGAGUACUUCAAGCAGAUCGCCCAUCACACCAAAGCGAUCGAUCCUACCAGACCGGUCACCAUUGCUUUGGCUCGUGGAGUGCAGGAGGACAAAGCUGGUCAGUUUCUCGAUGUGAUCAGCUUCAAUCGUUACAACGCCUGGUACAGCAAUGCCGGCAGAAUGGACAUGAUCACUGACAGGGUUCAAGGCGAAGCCGAGGCUUGGCAUAGAAAAUAUAACAAGCCAGUACUUAUGUCCGAGUACGGGGCCGAUACUAUGCCCGGUCUGCACGAGCUACCGGAAUACGUAUGGAGCGAAGAGUACCAGAAAGAAUUAUUCUCCAGACACUUCGAGGCCUUCGAUCGAUUGCGACACGAGGGCUUCUUUAUCGGCGAAUUCAUCUGGAACUUCGCCGAUUUCCGCACCGCGCAAACGUACACCAGAGUGGGCGGCAAUAAGAAGGGAAUCUUUACGAGAGACAGACAGCCGAAAAUGGCAGCCCAUCACGUCAGAAGGAGAUAUCAUGCCCUCGCAGUCGAAUUGGACGGCGCGCAGACACCGGACGACGUCGAAGAUUACAUUUCAUCCUAUUAUUCUCAACACUUAGAACUCUGACUGAAUUUUGAAAAAAAAAAGAACAUAAAAUUGAACCGCGAGAACCGCCUCGCAAAAAAUCUUAAUUUUUGACAAAACUGCAUUUUAUUCGUUUUGUACAUCGAUACGUAAAGAUAACAACGAUAACUUAACAUAAAAUUAUUCAUCUAAUGUACGUAUAUUCUAUCAUAAAACCACUUGUGCCCAUGAGGAAAAUAUAAACGCUCCAUUUAUUCAUCUAAAA